Molecule: messenger RNA, 909 nt
Organism: Phytophthora sojae
Lineage: Eukaryota; Oomycota; Peronosporomycetes; Peronosporales; Peronosporaceae
Exons: 1
Coding region: 1-909 (302 amino acids)
Cellular component (GO): membrane
Source: RefSeq, a predicted model, not a curated record
AUGCUGUGUUCCUGUAUAGCAAAGUGCAUCAGCGAGUUGAUUCUCAUCGCGAUCAACUGCGUUCUUGCGCUGGGCGGAGCGCUAGUGCUCUGCGUGGGGAUCUACUUGAAGCAUACCGGCUGGGUGGAGGUGAUCCAGGGCUACUGGUCUCCGAUUGAUGAGAUCAUCACUGCGCUCAUCGUCAUCGGCGCAGUGAUCAUCGGUCUGGCCGUGUUGGGCUCCAUCGCUGCGCUGUGUCGCUGGCGCUUCGGACUCUGUGUGUACGCGACGGUGGUGCUCCUCACCUUCAUCCUGUUUGUGAUCGUGGCGGUGGCGGCGUUCGUGCUAAGACAUCGAGCUGAAAGCUGGGAGGACACGACGUACCCAGCCAGCAGCACUGAGGAGUCCGUCAAAGAAAAAUUCGACCAAGCGUAUUGCUACGCACAGGGCGCGUACGUCUGCAACCAGGCCUCGGUCUCGGACGCUCUCACCAUGUUCAUGCCGACCUUGGAUUCGUCCAUCUCGUCGCUCUUCGAGAACAUGACAGGUGGUGUCAACGCUCUGUGUGAUGAUUACCUGAGCGACUACGAUGCGCUUUCGAGCGUCUGCGACGGCUGUGACCAAGCACGAAAGCUCAAGAACUUCUCGUCUUUGAUCGACUGGACGAACGAACAGUGCGGGCCCACCAAGGACGUCCUGAUCUGGUGCGGGUCUUUCCUCGCGUCGGGGAGCACCAACAGCUCAAGUGGAGAGGCUCCGUACUCGGAAUGCCGCACAGAGUUCCUCAAUCUGGUGGAAAAGUACGCACUUUGGCUGGGCAUUGGCAGCAUUAUCCUGUGUGCCGGUGCCCUGAUGGUGGUUACCUUCGCCUGCAUCUUGCGGCACCGAGACCGCCGUCCACAAGCCCAUGCAGCAUACGGACGUUUCUAA